This is a messenger RNA of Labeo rohita (rohu), 1012 nucleotides long. RefSeq names its product transient receptor potential cation channel, subfamily C, member 7b (gene trpc7b). Gene Ontology annotation, cellular component: cation channel complex; membrane. The coding region runs from base 239 to 1012 and encodes 257 amino acids. Gene Ontology annotation, molecular function: store-operated calcium channel activity; inositol 1,4,5 trisphosphate binding; protein binding. Lineage: Eukaryota; Metazoa; Chordata; Actinopteri; Cypriniformes; Cyprinidae. Gene Ontology annotation, biological process: regulation of cytosolic calcium ion concentration; calcium ion transmembrane transport; manganese ion transport. The transcript has 3 exons. The record is from RefSeq and is a predicted model, not a curated record.
GCCCAUUCCACGCACCGACACGCGAUACAGAGACGCGUCUCCCCGCGACCUGCUGGAGUUGAUCGGGCGCUCACCAGCGCGUCUCGGGCGAUGCUGCGCCGCGUCUCCGGUGCGCGACGGUCUCCAGAACCGCGGACAGCGGCGGCGCUCGCCGCACAGACCCGAUGAUGAGACGCGCAGCCCGGAGGAGUUGAUCGAGACCCCGCACAGCUGCGCUCCACCUGACACGUCAGAGGUCAUGCAUCGCAGGCACACCACCCUUCGAGAAAAGGGCCGUCGGCAGGCCAUCCGAGGCCCGGCCUACAUGUUCAAUGAACGUGGCACUAGUCUCACGGCAGAGGAGGAGCGUUUCCUCGAUGCGGCAGAGUACGGCAACAUUCCCGUUGUUCGCAAGAUGCUGGACGAGUCCAAAACGCUUAACUUCAACUGUGUUGACUACAUGGGGCAAAACGCUCUGCAGUUAGCAGUCGGCAAUGAGCACCUGGAGGUCACAGAGCUCUUGCUAAAGAAGGAUGGGAUGGCACGUGUUGGCGACGCACUUCUUUUGGCAAUCAGCAAAGGUUACGUGCGCAUCGUGGAGGCCAUUUUGGCUCAUCCAGCGUUCGCGGGUGGUUUGAGACUGACUUUGAGCCCACUAGAGCAGGAACUGAGGGACGAUGACUUCUACGCCUACGACGAGGACGGGACACGGUUUUCGCACGAUGUGACGCCAGUGAUCCUGGCCGCGCACUGUCAGGAGUACGAGAUCGUACACAUCCUGCUGAUGAAGGGUGCCAGAAUCGAGCGGCCGCACGACUACUUCUGCAAGUGCUGCGAGUGCACGGAGAAGCAGAGACGCGACUCGUUCAGUCACUCCAGAUCACGCAUGAAUGCGUACAAAGGGCUCGCUAGUGCUGCCUACCUCUCGCUGUCCAGCGAAGAUCCAGUACUGACGGCGCUAGAGCUCAGCAAUGAACUUGCACGACUCGCCAAUAUAGAGACGGAGUUUAAGAUAUUUUUAUUGUUUAAAUAA